GGGGUCUCUGCUGCGAAACGCAGCCGGGGGCAGCACCGGUCGGCAGACGGUCGGGGCAGGUCAGAGGGGUGCUGCUGUGCAAGCUGGUCGGUCACGCGAACGCUGUGGUUUUUUUUUGGUGGUUACUGUUGGCCCCGUCCUGCUCAGAUCUGAGUAGGAAAAAUGAGCGGCGACAGUGAAGCCUGUGGGCCUGACACCCUGCAGGCCGAGGCCUCACAGCCACUUGACUCUCAGAGUGAGACAGCCAGAUCCAGACAGGAGCAAGAGGAAAAACUGAUCCUGGCUGCGUGGCGAGCCGUGCAGCAGAGCCUGUCUGAGAAGGACCUUGCAGCUCCAGGCCUUCCUCAGUCUUUCCUGGCCCAGCAGAGGCGCUCCACCCAGGCGAGGAGGGCCCGCAGCGCCCGCACGGAGCCCCGGCUGGAGCAAAACAUCAAGGGAGCCGCAGUCUGACCUUGAGCCACCCCGUGUAAAAGAAGAACUGCAGCAGUGUGAAGAUGGGCACGUAGAGGUCCAGGUCAUGACCCGGGUAACCCUGACCGGGGUCAAGAAACUGCCGGCCAAUCAGACACACGAGGAAAAAACUGUACACUGCCAGAGUCACCACCUGAGAGACAAACAGAGGCAUCCGAUCUGCGCUCAUGCAUUUUCUUGUGGCGCCCUCUCGUGGACACUGGUGGUAACUCUAGUGAACUGACAAGCUCAGCUCGAAAGAAGAAGUUACACAUUUAACUAAAGUAAAAACAUAUCUUGCGUUUGUAUUAACUUACUAAUGUUACAAAAGUUUUUGUUCUGAAACAUGAAAGUAUUUUAUAGAUUUUUUCUUUUCCAGAAAUUGGGUAUUUUGUUAAAAGUCUCAAAAAUAAAGAAAGUUUUUGUGUUUUUGUAAGUAACAUCAUUACCAUUUCAUUGUUUAAUCUUCCCAGGUGUCAUGUGCACAGCCUGGUGAGCCAACUGA
Messenger RNA from Poeciliopsis prolifica (blackstripe livebearer), 955 nucleotides. Its product is annotated as protein Hook homolog 2-like. The coding region runs from base 163 to 450 and encodes 95 amino acids. The transcript has 4 exons. NCBI's taxonomy places the organism in Eukaryota, Metazoa, Chordata, Actinopteri, Cyprinodontiformes, Poeciliidae. The record is from RefSeq and is a predicted model, not a curated record.